CGUUAAUUUUUUUCUCAUUUUAAUUUUAAGUCUCUCCAUCACUAUCCACAACCAACCACAACCAACCUCAUUACUCUCAUCCAACCACAGCCAACCUAAUUACUAUCAACCACCAACAACAACCAACCCCAUUACUCCUUCAUCUAUAAAUUUGCUUGAUUUAAGCUUUCUUGUAUUCAUCCUCUCCUUUCAUUCUUUCAACGAAACCUUCAAAAUCAAAAUGGAACAAGAUUUGCCCACCUUCAUCCGCCCUUGCAAACUCCGAGGCAACUCUUCUGCAAGUUCUCGUCCUCUCAUUCCCGGCCCUGCUGGUGUUGUCCAGGCCGCCAUGAUUCAACGCAGCUCCACCACCGACGGACACCUCAUUCCAACCCAACAAUUUGUUAGGCGCGUCGUCGAAGACGGUCACGACACUGAUCCCGAUUUUCACUCCAAUGCUUGGCUUUCAGCCCUGCAAUUAGGCGGAUCUGCAACUCCUCUGGGUUCAAUCACUCACCAUCUAGAAAGGGUCGAUCUCAUCGUCGCAGUUAUCAAAUCAUGCACGCCAAACGGAUUCGGCGAUGUGUCAGUUACCCUGAAGGAUCCUACGGGCACUGUCGGUGCUAGUGUCCAUCACAAGGUUUUCACUGAAAGCGAAUUCGCGAAGGACAUAAAUGUUGGAUCUGUUAUGCUUAUCCAGAAGGUUUAUUAUUUCUAACCGACUUGACUAUUGUUUCUACUUC
Molecule: messenger RNA, 722 nt
Organism: Lotus japonicus
Lineage: Eukaryota; Viridiplantae; Streptophyta; Magnoliopsida; Fabales; Fabaceae
Exons: 2
Coding region: 221-697 (158 amino acids)
Biological process (GO): recombinational repair
Source: RefSeq, a predicted model, not a curated record